GGGGAAUCUGUAGCGUUACACUUUCACCACUAGGUGGAGGCGUCGUGCAUGCCUGUCAAAUUACACUCACGAAAAAGAAACGUCGCCACAACUGGCGGCAGUGGCAAGCUGGUCCGUCAUGGUGUAAACCUUCACCAGGUAGUAUGGACGCCGGCAUGUCGCUGAGUCGGUUUGACGGGCAGUCGAUGCUGUUGGUCCGGUCGCUUCUGUCUGGGGUCUCCGGUGCUCGUAGAGCUCUGGGCGUCUUCCACAGACAGCAGCGAGCCGAUCCCGGAGUGUCACUGUCUAACUUCAUAGAGACACUGUGCCAAGACGAAGUUAGCUGUCCAGAUACUGAACCCCAGACACUAACUGUUAAACCGCUGGUGUGCCUGUUUCCAGCAUUAUUCAAGCAGAACCUGCUGUCCUUCAUCUAUCUGGUCUGCCCGGUUCUUCCUCGGACGGCUGUCCUCCGUCUGCUCAAAUGCCUCAGCCAGGACUCUCAGCCAAACUCCUGGGUCUCUGCUCAGGUUAAACAGUUGGAAAGAAACCUGGGGGUCCACAGUGAGGAGCCUCUGUGCACUCUGCUGUGCAGCCAGAGACUCAAGGAGCUGUCACAGCGUUUGGAUGGCUUUAGUGAGACUGGAGGAUGGGCUAAGUGUUUCAAUGGCCGAGCAGUAGAAUCUGGGUCUCAGAGUUCAUCUGGUUUAUCAGACCUGGGGCCACAAAGGAAAAGGAAGGGCAGCUUUGUCACUCAGGACUCCAGUGGAGAGGAAAUGGGACAGCAGAGUAAGCGGAUAAAGAUGGAUGUCUGUGGCAGUGAUUCUCUCGAUCCUGAAGAACCGAGCGCAAAAGCAGAGAUAUCAAGAAGAAUAGAAAGCAGUGCUCUAGUCGAGACUCCUGCUGAAGAACUGCCAGACAGUCUGUGUGAUGCCGUGCCUGAACAUAUAAAGGUCUCUGUUCUUCAAAUGAAAGAAUUACUAGAAAGUGAGACAGAGUGGGACCAGAGCUCAGUGGAUGUGUUCAAAGUGCUGAACGAGUGUGACCCUGGCCAAGUGGAAAUGUUAUGCAGCAUGCUGAGUUUGCCUGACUUACCAGAGCAAACUCUGCUUAAACUGUGCAGCAGUAUUUUGACUCCCUCUCCUGACCUCAGCUACAGCACGGCAACAACUCUCAUUAAAAGCCUCCUGCUGAAGAAGGUCCUGUCCCUGUCAGAACCGGCCUCCAGAUGUCUGGUCACUGCAGUAACGUUGCUGUGUAGCCGCUGUCCCAGACCAAUGUGCCACGCUCUAGUCAGGCCAGUUCUUGAAGAAAACAACACAGGAAAUCCACAGGCGGAGCUUCUGAACAGGCUGAUAGAAGGCAGCUUGGAUUCCCAUUACAGGCUGCUGGUGCUUCAAAUGACAUUCAAAAUAGCAUGGAAUGAGGCAGUGCUCUCUGUUAUCCACUGCCUGCUCGACUGCAAGCCUGACUUGAGUGAAGAAAUGUUCACACAGUUCACUGAGCAGCUCGUCAGCCAGGGUCCUCAAUUCACAAAGUCUGUGAAGUUUGCAAAAAUGAUGCUAACAGUCCUCACCAAAUAUGGCAGUUAUGUGACUGCUGCACACAAACACUCCCUGGACAGCUGCCUGAUGUUAAAUGCAACCUUCCUGAAAAAGUCUCUCCAAGCUGCUUUGAAAAGAAUCUCACACUCAUGACAUUUCAUCUGACCUGAAACAUGUUAAUAAAACUGUUGAAAUAAGUUCUUGUCCACUUCUUGGCAAUAUUUUGACCUGACUGAGCAGUCUGACACAAAAGGAAAUGACAAUUCCUCUCUGAAUCAGGUCUUAUUAAAUACGUUGCGAAAUA
This is a messenger RNA of Scatophagus argus, 1827 nucleotides long. It is a transcript of the gene fance, whose product is annotated as FA complementation group E. Gene Ontology annotation, biological process: interstrand cross-link repair. Gene Ontology annotation, cellular component: Fanconi anaemia nuclear complex. NCBI's taxonomy places the organism in Eukaryota, Metazoa, Chordata, Actinopteri, Scatophagidae. The record is from RefSeq and is a predicted model, not a curated record. Bases 144 to 1676 code for a protein of 510 amino acids. The transcript has 10 exons.